Messenger RNA from Dicrocoelium dendriticum, 2352 nucleotides. The record is from the annotation of a GenBank genome assembly. NCBI's taxonomy places the organism in Eukaryota, Metazoa, Platyhelminthes, Trematoda, Plagiorchiida, Dicrocoeliidae.
UUUACGUCGACCUAGAAAACGCUUGCUUAACCUUGAUUGGCUGUACUCAGGCGAGUGCGAUGCAUGGGAUUCCCUCAUCAGAUGUUGCAAAGUAUGAGGCAAUGUUCGACCGGUUGGUCCCCGUGGAUGGGAAACUGGAUGGCGAAAAGUGUAAACCAACAAUGAUGAAUUCCCAGCUGUCGACAGAGACACUCAGACGCAUUUGGGAUCUUUCGGACAUCGAUGCUGAUGGCAGCUUAGACAAGGGCGAAUUUGUUUUGGCUAUGCAUCUUAUUCAUCUGUGUGUCGAAGGCGAAAUGUUGCCGGAUGUUUUGCCCCAGAAUCUAAUACCUUCCGGAAAAGAACGUUACUUCACUGGUGUCCCUCCUCCGCCCCCCACCUGUUCAUUUACCCAAUUGAGUAUAGCUCCAAAUCUUGCACUAGUUCCUUCCUCCAAAGCCGCGUGGUCAAACCUUGGCGAAGCUCAACCAAGUGGACAUCUUUCACCCCAUCCCAUCAUCAGUCCAAUCCCCUCCUCCUCUUGGCCCUAUUUUGCGAGCAAUCAACCAUUUUCCUACCCCCCUUGGGCGAUCUCUCCUGAGGAAUUGGCCAAGUCCUCACGCAUUUUUUCGACUAUUGAUCUAGACGCAGACGGCUUAGUUUCCGGUACAGAGGUACGUGACAUCCUUCUGCGUUCCGGCUUGCAACAAUCUAUUCUUGCUCAAAUUUGGGACCUUGUGGAUAUCCAGUGUUCGGGAAUGCUUAACUGUGAGCAGUUUGCCGUCGCAAUGCAUUUGGCCACAGAGCAGCUCUCAAGUAUGCCCUAUGCCAACCCACUCCCCAUUAUCCUACCACCGGCGCUGGUCCCUCCCAGCCUCCGGCCUCUACCGCCAGAUCCAGCGAUGUUUGAAGAAUCGAACAGACUGAUAGCCGAAAUAGAAGCUCUUAACCGUUCUGUUUUCGAAAAGUUGCAGGUGAAUAGUCUGGAUGGUAGCGUCAACAGUCUGGACACUGGUUUAGGUGGCUCCACCAGGGCCGCCGCCGCACAGAAUGGUGCUACCACGUUUCCUGACCCAGUUUGGCCCGAUACCUCAGUUCCGGCAGGGCGCCCUUUGGGUGCCGCCUCUGUCCCGCUCUCGGUCAUGUCCUCCAACCCGGUUAGUGCCUUCGACGAAACACCAUCAUUGCGAGGGCAAGCCGUUUCUGCAUUGGGGUUACCGAUAGUUAGUGGCGAUCCAUUUCGUGACGCUGAUCCAUUUGCUACAACUUCAGGAAUCCGAGAUUUCUCUUCAGCCUUAAACGCCCAAAAAGAUGACUUGUUUGGACCAACUAGUUUGUUUCCAUCGUCAGAUCCAUUCAAAUACAUAGACCCGUUUGGCGGAGAUCCCUUCAGUGUACCAACAAACACGGUAAACGGAAAGAAUUGCUCUGAUAUUAUUUCAGCUUUUGAUCCGUUUACUUCCACGGUUAACCCAGUCAUGGAAUCCAAAAGCAUAGUAACGGGCGCGGAUUUCGAUGCGGUUUUCGGAGCCCCCGAUGCCCCUCCUCCCACUUCGGUGGAUCCCUUUGGUGCCGAUCCCUUCUCCAGCGUGGAACAAAAGGCACUGUGCAGCGACCUCGAACCAAAACGAUCACCUCCCCCACGUCCCAAGACACAGCCUGGUGCAGGCAAACAGGCACGAGAACGCAAAUCCAUCGGUGACACACCAGACUUUACAUCCAGUCUCGGAGCACGUCACUCAGUUGGCAGUCUUCCUGAUUUCUCCGUUCCGACAGUUGGCCUAAAAAGUUCCGCCAUUCCUUCAACCCGAGUCGAUGGACGGUUACCCACUAGCGCAGAUACACAAAAGUGGAGUUCUAUCUCCCGUGGGCGGUAUACUAACAAACCCAAGAAAGAGGGUGACUCCGGCUCCAUCUGGUCAAGUCAUUCCUCUUCCAAGACAGGUUGUAAGCCCUGCGAUACAUCAGAUUGGAAUCCGUCUGGUCUAACUGAAGACCAGCAGUUGUCGAUAGCCACUAUGGAGAGCCAGCGUCUCGCCCAACUUGAGGCGAAAGCACGACGACAAGAGGAAGCUGACCUUGAAUUGGCUAUAAUGCUGAGCAAAAUGAACUCGGCAGCAACGUAAUGUGUAUCGAAGUUGUCGCGCCACUCGUCGACCUCUUAAACUCUCCCCCCCCCCCAAUGUUCCAACUGUUGCCUUGCGAUUGUUCCUCCUAUCCAACGCGUUUAACUUGUCUUAUACAACCAAUUGUUUGGUCAAGUUUAGCCCCAUCCCUUCAAGCAUUAUUUCUUUUCAGUUAUCCAAUGAAACGUUACCCGUUGUAGAUUGAUCACGGUCUUAAAUUGCCCACAAGAAAUGCAUCUUAUACUUG